Megalobrama amblycephala (Wuchang bream) is the source of this 4538-nucleotide messenger RNA. RefSeq names its product extended synaptotagmin-like protein 2b (gene esyt2b). Gene Ontology annotation, molecular function: lipid binding. The transcript is spliced from 23 exons. The record is from RefSeq and is a predicted model, not a curated record. NCBI's taxonomy places the organism in Eukaryota, Metazoa, Chordata, Actinopteri, Cypriniformes, Xenocyprididae. The coding region runs from base 833 to 3508 and encodes 891 amino acids. Gene Ontology annotation, biological process: lipid transport.
CCAUGUGUAUAGUUGCAUUCUUGUUAAGAUAAAUUAGUAUGUUGACGUAUGUAAAUUCUUUGUUUAGUAAUUCAUCUCGUUUUGUCGGCUGUUUCCAAAAAUGAUAGCGUUCUGUAAACUUGUGCACUCAGUUAAUAAAUAAAUAAAUUAAUUAAAUUAAAUUAAUAAUAAAUAAGUAAAUAAAUAAUUGAAUUAAAUUGUGAUUAAAAUAAGACAAAUAUUAGUUUUUAAUCUAUUAAAAUAAAUAAAAACGAUUUAUAUAAAUAAAAAAAAAUAUAUUAAAAUGAAAUAAAUGAAAAAUAAGUAAAGAAUAAAUUUAACAGUACAAUACUAUAGCGAGUGUUAGUUGCAUCUAAAAUAUCUUAAACCCCUGGUUUAGGAGUUAACAGUUUAUAGUUGUGCAUCGCUUCGUUGUCGACGCCUCAUAUUGUUUGUGUUUCUUCAGUUGCUUGGCUCGGUGGUGAUUUUGCGCUGCUCGCGACACUGACCUCUCGAGACCCGCUGUGUGAGUGCGCGUGUGUGAAGCGCUCAGCUGUCUGUCACAGCAGCACGCGCUUCUUCACAACACAACCAGCCAGCCAACAGACUACACACACGCACAGUGGCGCUGCGACAACUGAGUUCUUCAAUUAUGCACCGCUAGAUAUGUUUUUAAAAUUAAAGCAAAGCGAACCAGUAUCCGCGUCAAAAUGGACUGGUGUACAUCUUCAUAUUGAGAGUUGUACGGGAUGGUCUGAAGUAUCGUGUUUACUCCCGAAGCUUUUGCAUUAAAGCACAAUGUACACGUUUGACAGCAGUGCCUAAUAUUUUAUCAGCACCGUUUGUGCUGAAUAUGACAGAGGAUACUAUGACGGCUGUGCGCGGAAAUCUUUCUCAAACAGCAGGUGCUUCGGGACAAAAGGAUAGCGGACAAACUGAAACGACAAACGGGGCGAUUCCUUCCUCCUCACCGGCGGAGCUCAGCGAGGACUCUCCGUCCUGCACCAGCGAACUGACCCGCACGUGGCUGCAGUUCGCCAAGACCUUCGUCAUUAUCUUCCCCAUAUAUGUCUUGGGUUAUUUUGAGUUCAGCUUUAGUUGGCUUUUAAUCGCACUCACAAUAUUUUUCUUUUGGAAGAGAAACACGAAGUGUAAGAACACGAGGCUGACAAGAGCACUCUCCAUUUUUGAGCAAGAGGACACUGUUAAACAGGAGCUGGAAGCAACUGAGUUACCAUCAUGGGUUCAUUAUCCAGAUGUGGAGAGAGUUGAGUGGCUAAAUAAGACAGUGAAACAGAUGUGGCCUUACGUGUGCCAGUUUGUGGAGAAGCUGUUUAAAGGAACAAUCGAGCCAGCCAUCAAAGAAGCCAAUGCCCACCUCAGUACAUUCAGCUUCACCAAGAUCGAUCUCGGAGAUAAUCCUCUCCGGAUCAACGGGGUCAAAGUUUACUCAGAGAACGUGGACAAACGGCAGAUCAUCAUGGACCUUCAGAUCAGCUACGUUGGAAAUACUGAAAUCGAUGUAGAUAUCAAAAGGUACUACUGUAGAGCAGGAAUCAAAAGUAUACAGCUACAUGGAGUUCUGCGCGUGAUUCUGGAACCACUUUUGGGGAAUAUGCCGCUGGUUGGUGCUCUUUCCCUCUUCUUCCUCAAGAAGCCACUGUUGGACAUAAACUGGACAGGCCUCACAAACAUAUUGGACAUUCCAGGGAUUAAUGGCUUUUCAGACCACAUGAUCCAGGAUAUAAUCAGCACUUACAUGGUGUUACCCAACAGGAUCACUGUACCACUGAUAGGUGAGGUUGAACUGGCACAGCUCCGUUUCCCUAUGCCAAAGGGAGUUCUAAGGAUUCAUUUCCUUGAGGCUCAGAAUCUGGAAGUUAAGGACACGUAUCUGGGUGGGCUGAUCAAAGGCAAGUCUGACCCAUAUGGCAUGCUGCUGGUCAGCAACCAGCUUUUUAGAAGCAAGACCAUCAAAGAAUGUGUGCACCCCAAAUGGAACGAGGUGUAUGAGGCACUAGUAUAUGAACAUUCAGGACAACAUCUGGAAAUAGAGCUCUUCGAUGAAGACCCAGAUAAAGAUGACUUCUUGGGCAGUCUAAUGAUUGACUUGAGUGAGCUUCAUAAAGAACAGAAGGUUGAUGAGUGGUUUGACUUGGAAGAAGUUACGACAGGCAAACUUCAUCUUAGAUUAGAGUGGCUGUCAUUAUACCCGAGUGCUGAAAAACUAGAUCAAGUACUGAGGAGCAUAAGGACUAAUGAAAAUCUCUCUUCAGUUCUGCUAGUUGUUUACCUGGACUCUGCCAGUAAUUUGCCGAGUGUCUUUGAGGGCAGCUUUGGCUGUGGAAACCUAAAGGAGAGGAGGGCCUCUGGUCUAGUCUUUUGUGAGAACCCCGACUCUCUCUAUAGAACAUUAUUUUCUGGGAAGAAAAUGAGCAUAGAUCCAAAUCCUUUUGUCAAACUGACUGUAGGACAAAAGAUGUACACAAGCAAGGUUAGGUAUAAAACUAGUGAGCCGCUGUGGGAGGAGGCCUUUUUCUUCCUUAUCAACAACCCCCGCACUCAGGAACUGGAAAUUGAGGUGAGGGAUAGUAAGCACAAAUGCGCUCUGGGUAGUGUGCGCAUGGCACUUGGUUCUCUCCUGAAGGAGGCGGACAUGACGCUGAGUCAGCAGUUCCCACUGCAGAACUCUGGCCCAAACAGCGCCCUCAAACUCAAAAUGGCUCUCAGGGUCCUCUGUUUGGAGAAGGAGGUCACUUCCAGCCAGCCGUCAUCUGUCCGGGUCAGACACACUAGUCAGAAUAACAAUAGCGUGUCCCCACAACCUCAAACAGCCACUAGCACCAGCAACUCCACAGUCAUUCAGCCGUCGCACAACCAACCAUGUACCCCUCCACCGGACACCCCUCAAGGGAAAAGAGGAUCGGAUGGUUCCCCGGUGCGGCUAGCAGAGGUAGGCCGCAGUGUCUCCAGUCUAGUGAUAAGCAGCUCGCACAAGCAUCAGUCUCACAGAGACUCUACACCUAGUCUGGCUUCUGACAUUUCACUGCCCUGUGCCACGAUGGAACUGCAGCAGCGGUUACAGCAGCUACAAAAUGGCUCUGGGCUGAGCCAAUUUCCACUUGGUGAAGUCCAGCUCACUAUUCGACACAGUUCACAAAGGAAUAAACUUAUUGUAGUGGUUCAUGCCUGCAGAAACCUUAUAGCACUGACCAGAGAUGGCUCAGACCCAUACAUCCGCCUAUACCUGUUACCAGACAAGAGCCGGAGUGGCCGCAGAAAAACCAGCACACUUAAGAAGACACUGAACCCCGUCUAUGACCAGUCCUUUGAGUUCAGCGUGUCUAUAGUGGAACUGCACAGGAGGACAGUUGAUGUUGCUGUGAAGAAUGGAGGAGGACUGCUGUCCAAACACAAAGUACUACUGGGCAAGGCACUUGUGGACUUGGCAAGUGAAGACAUUUCUAAAGGAUGGACUCAAUGGUAUUAUCUGACCGAGGAUGGAUCAAAGAAGAUAAAUCAGACGUAGUGGUCCAUGCAAGAAAGCAGGAAAGAAUGAAACGGCAGAUAACUGGGACAUGUCACGGCCUGCACAGGAUCACGUAGAAUCUUUAGUAGCAGAAGAGCAUCGUUGGACUAACUAAACCAGGCUACUUCUACUGGGAUUUGCACUGGCCUACAAAGUGUCUCUCUCAUUAUCACCAAAGCUGAAAUUGGUACCUCUAGCAUCAGUGACCUGCUUUUAAGGAUGAAAUCUUUUUUGUUUUGUUUUGUCCGCUUGUUUUUGUUUUAUCCUUUAGUCCAGUUUAUCUUAUUAGUUCUUGCACACGUUUAUUUUUGUCCAGUUGAUAAAAAUGGUUACCCACAAAGUUAAUCAACUAUAAAACAACAGUAGGAAAAAAUAACAAUUUAGGUUUGUGAAUACAUACACUCUUAUUUAUUGUAUAAUUUAUGUUGAUAAUAUUCUGAAACUUUUUUACUUACAUGGUACUAAAUUUUGUGAACUAUUAAAAUCACAACAGAAAAAAAUAUUUCUGUUACUAUAGUCUUUGUUUGAGGCAGCAUAUUACACAAAACACAUGGCCAAAAAGUAUAGGGACACAUUUACAAAAGAAAAACGCCACAUGUGUAUGUAUGUAUGUAUGUAUAUAUGUAUGUAUGUAUGUAUUAACAGUUAUGUUUUCCUGGAUUUUAUGCUGCUGUUUUUUCUACCACAAAUGGUAAAGGAAAUUCUAAGUUAUGUUCAGCUCUUCAUAAAUAAUCCUUUGAUAAUACUUUAUUUUAAAAGUAUUUCACUGUUUCCUAUUGCACGGCACAAAAUGAAAAGCCUGUACAGAAAUGUUUGAUAUCUAUUUUGUUCGCAAGGGUUUUAUCAGGUUAAGAAAAAUACUGUAUAUAUUAUGUUACAUUUUUAAGUAGAUUAAUAGCUUGGUUACAAAGUGUUUUGCUCAUGGAUUGUUUAAAGACUGUGAAUUGGCUGUUGGUGUGAUUUCCAGCCUUAUUCUUCUCUAUGCAUAAUGCAUGAUAUCAUUAAAAGAUGAAAUUCAAUUUGAAUCACA